Messenger RNA from Lasiodiplodia theobromae, 2538 nucleotides. RefSeq lists its product as uncharacterized. The record is from RefSeq and is a predicted model, not a curated record. The coding region runs from base 1 to 2538 and encodes 845 amino acids. Lineage: Eukaryota; Fungi; Ascomycota; Dothideomycetes; Botryosphaeriales; Botryosphaeriaceae. The transcript is spliced from 2 exons.
AUGUCCGACCGCGAGUACUACCGCGAUUACUCGCGGCCUCCCCGCGGCGGCCGGGACCCGCAUCACCGCUACUAUGACGACGAGUACGUGGUUGUGGAUCAUCAACACCACCACGCGCGCGGCAGCAACGACAACGUCUCGGCUAGAAGGGGCGCGUCUUCCAGGCCGCGGGCCAUGUCCAUGUAUGACACGCCGCAGCGGCCGCCCAACGACUACGACAUUGAGGUCGUGUACGACGACGAAGACAGCGUCGUCGACCGCGAGCAGCGGCGCAGCAGCCGCAGCCCUCCUCCCCGCCGUCCCGCGAGCGCCCGGAGGAGCAUCGUGGACGUGCCGCCUCCCCCGCUGGGGCUUGUGCCGACGCCUGCACCGUCGCCGCCCGGGCACCAAGCGUACUCGGUGAGGGAUGAUGAGAAGGACAGAGAGUGGGAGAGGGAGAGAGAGGUCGUGAUUGAUGUUAUCGAAGAGCACCACCACCGCUCUUCCCCCGCCAGUCACCACCGCUCAUCGCCCGCGAGCCAGCACCGGGCCUCUCCUGCAGACCGCGCGAGGCACAACGUAAGCACGAUGGUCCACCCGCCCGCCAGCGUGCAUCCGAGCCAUGCUGCCGCAGGCGCGGUCAUAUCGAGGCAUCAGUCGCCUGCGAGCGGCGGUGGCGGCGGCGCUUCGGUGUACGAGUACGGCGAUAGGCCCACGUCGGCUGGGAGAGCGAGGGACGAGUAUGCGUACACGCGCGAUGAUGGGGUCGUGGUGGUGAGGAGCCAGCCGCAGGAGAUUGAAAUCAUCGAGCAGAUCGUUCCGGUGGCCAGGAGUGGAAGCAGGGCAAGGAGUAAGAGUAGGGUCAGACGAAAGGCGAGUCUGGAUAUGAGGGGCGCGGAUAGCCCGCCACCGUAUAAGAGGUUGAUCGUGGCUUGUGAUGGCACAUGGUUGAACUCAGACAACGGCAUGGCGAAUGGCGAACUAGCCGUUCCCAGUAACGUGACGCGAAUAUCUCGAGCGAUCAAGCCAAUGUCGAAAGAUAGGAUCCCUCAGAUCGUUUACUACCAAUUCGGUGUUGGAUCUCGUGGCAAUGUCGUCAAUCGAGUCAUCAGCGGUUCGACCGGAGGUGGAUUGGAGGAGAAUGUGCGCGAGGCCUACUCUUUCCUGAGCAACAAUUACACCCCUGGUGACGAGAUCUUCCUGAUUGGAUUCUCGAGGGGUGCAUUUACGGCACGCAGUAUCGCAGGAUUGAUAGACAACAUUGGGGUACUGACAAAAAAAGGGCUCGGGUCUUUUGUAGCAAUAUUCGAGGAUGUGCAGCACCGGCGAGAUCGGCACUACAAGGACAGGAAUCCGGAUAUUCCCUUUUCUAACAAGCCUAAUGCCGGCGACCUAGCGUACCGCUAUGAGCUGGAAGCGAGAGGAAUGACGACACUCGGCGUCCGGGUCAAGGCCAUUGGCGUUUGGGAUACUGUCGGCUCACUGGGUGCUCCGAGGAUCGGUUGGCUCACGAGAGUCGGGCUGCAGCCCAUGCAGUCAAAGGAAAUGACGUUUUACGACACCAAGCUCUCCAACUGCGUGGACUACGCGUUUCAAGCGCUGGCGCUGGACGAACGUCGGACAUCGUUCGCACCGGCGCUCUGGGAGAAGUCCCGCGAUAACAAGCGGACGGUGCUGCGGCAGGUGUGGUUCCCGGGAGUACACAGCAACGUAGGGGGAGGGUACGACGACCAGCAGUUGGCCAACAUCACGCUGGCGUGGAUGGUGGCGCAGCUCCAGCCGUUCCUGGACUUCAAGACCAAGUACGUCUUCGAUCAGGAGCUGGCCAACGACCGCUUCUACAGCAAGCGGAGGCAGCCCAUCCGGCCCUGGAGCUUCGGCGAGAUCCCGAACUCGUCGUCAGGCAUCUACAGCCUCGCAGGCAGCACCAAACGCACCCCGGGCCAGUACACGGUGACUGACCCUCACACGGGACGCAGCACAGGCAGGCCGCUGAGGGAGACGUGCGAAUACAUGCACGCGAGCGUGCGGACGAGGCUGAGGAUGGGCGGACCCGGGACGGAGGACAAGGGCAGAUACGAUCCCGAGGCGCUCGAAGACUGGCGCCUCGUCGUCGAGUAUCCCCCAGACGAGCAUUCGGACCAUCAUCACCAUGGCGGUGGUGGCAGACCGAGCGGCGGACCUCCUCCCGAAAUCUUCUGGCGCCUGCGCAGCGGCAUCGAUGACCAGCGUGUCCCGGUCACCACCCGCGUCUUGCCCGAGGCGCCGUUGAGUAGGCUGGAGAGAGAUAUUUUGGCGGAGCGCGAUCCCGAGUCGUUUGAGUACGUGAUGUGGCCGCCGCGGACGAAGCAGAGACGCGUGGGCGGUGGGGGCGGGGGCAGUAGUGGGAGGGCGAGGAGUAAGAGUAAGGGCCCGCACAAGAGGGAAAGGAUGUCGAUGAUCGACCCAAGGGAGAGGGAGGUAGUGAGGGAAGACGUGGUGAAGGAAAGGAGGAGGAGAAGCGCCGUCUUGCCGCCUGAAGAUGAUUACAGGAGAAGUAUGCCGGAGAGGCUGGGGUGA